UGCCGGUGGAGGCCGCGCUGCGAGUGAGCGCCGGGCCGGUGCUGGUGCCGGGGCCGUGGCUGCACCGCCCCCCAACCUCUCCCCUCCUUCCCUCGCUACGGAGAGGCUCCGCAACCCCGCCGGAGAUGUCUGGGGCGCGGGAGAAGAAGCGAGCCAAGAAGAUGAGGAACCAGCCGGCCAGCGUCACGCUCCCUGCAGAGCCGGGGCCCUUCGCCGGCGGCGGGAGCAGAGCCUGCCCGCCCCCAGGAGAUGUUUGUUCUGAGGAGCAGCAGCAGAAGUUUUCAAAUCAGUCAUCUGGGCCUUCUUACAGAAAAGACCAAUAUUUUUCAAAGGGGCAAAGUAGAGGAGAGAGAGGCAGAGGAAGAGGAGGAUGGCAAGGAAGAUACCAGAGUGUUUCUGAGGAAAUGCCAAAAUACAUAACAGUGUCUACCUUUGCUCAGGCUCGUGCUGCUGAGAUCAAUGCCAUGUUGAAAGCAGUUUCGCAGAAGUCUUCCAACUCUCUGGUUUUCCAGACCCUCCCUAGGCACAUGCGAAGGCGAGCAAUGAGUCACAAUAUUAAACGCCUCCCCAGGCGGCUCCAAGAGAUGGCCAGGAAAGAGGCAGAGAAAGCUGUACAUCAGAAAAAAGAACAGUCAAAGACUAAAUGCCGCAAAGCUAGAAGACGCCACAUAAAUUUGGUAGCAGAGUUUAAUCAUAGGCAAAGAAAGAAUAUUUGGCUGGAAACCCAUAUUUGGCAUGCAAAGAGAUUUCAUAUGGUAAAGAAAUGGGGAUACUGUUUAGGAAACAGCCCUACAGAGAAGAGCUACAGGGCUUGUUACCGAGCCAUGACAAAGCACUGCCUUCUUCAGGACUUAUCAUAUUAUUGUUGUCUGGAGUUGAAGGGUAAAGAGAAUGAGCUGCUGAAGCAACUUGCUCGAAUGUGUAGCAUUGACACAGGAUUGACAUUUCAAGAGGCUUGUUGUCUGUCUGGAAGAUUCGAGGGUUCCCUGUAUCUUUACCGAGCAGAUCGCUAUCCUGAGGAUAUGCUUGGUCCUGUUACAUUUAUUUGGAAACCCAGGGAUGGGUCUGAGAACAGACAGCUGUGGAUCUGGGUGCAUCCAGCUCUCAAGCAGGACAUACUGAGGGAGUUAAAAGCAAUUUUUCAAUGUACAGAGCCUGAAGAAAUGCGUAUUACUGAGCAUGUUACAACAUCAGUUCAAGAGGAAAAACAAGUGGAAGUUGUUACAAGCCUUGGCAAUAAAAGAAAGAAGGAGGAUAAAGAAGGAGAAAAAGCUGUGCCUGUGAAAAAAAUAAUUGGUGACGGCACUAGAGAUCCAUUCCAGUCCUACUCUUGGAUCGCACAGACUACUGGCAUUGCAAUCAGUGACAGAAGCAUGGAGAUUCUCAGAUACCGCCUGAUCGGCCCAUUAUCACACUCCGUCCUUACAGAGACCCUGAAAGCAGCUUCUGUCCAAACAGAGAUGGCAGGUUCAGAGACAGAACUGAAUAACUGGUGGGUAGAAAACUGCAAGGACUCUGAAAAAGUAUCUCUUCAUCAAUGUCAAAGUGCUAUCUUUGAGCUAUUGGAAGGGAUGAGCUCACCAUCAGAUAUGCCACCAGGUACAAUACUUGGCCUCACUGUUGGAGAUCCUCGAGUCAAUUUGCCAAAAAAGAAGACAAAAGCCAUGCCAGACUUUGAAAAAUACCAAGAUAAUGAUAAAGUUAGGCAGCUGUACCUGAAGGGUGUACCUGUAGACUGUGCUCACAGCUUUAUCUGGGACCAUGACAUCCGUAAGAACGUCACUGAAAAUAAAAUCUCAGAGCAGGAUUUAAACCAUAUGAGAGCUCAGUUACUGGUACCUGGAUCACACCUUGAUUUGGGUCCUUGUGAAUCUAAGAUUCCCAUACUGUUGGUGCAGCAGCCAGGGAAAAUGGCUGGAGAAGAUCGACCAGGAUGGGGAAGUGGCUGGGAUAUCUGUCUCCCAAAGGGCUGGGGCAUGGCUUUCUGGAUUCCUUUUAUAUAUCGAGGUGUACGAGUUGGUGGCUUGCAAGAGGCAUUAAAGCAUUCUGAAUACCAAAGAACACCUCACACUCCAAAUGAUUUCCCAGACUGCCAAGCAGGAAUGCAGUUUGCCAAAGAACUGGAAACCAGUCUUCUUGAAAAAUUCAAACGACGUCCACCUGCAAAAAGGGCAAAUUAUGUCAAGCUGGGCACUCUGUCUCCUUUCAUCUGUCCUUGGGGGCAGCUGACAAAGAACUGGGAAGGAAGAAUGAAAGCUUCAGGAGGAUUUUUUUGUCCUUCCUCCACACAUCCUGAGUGCUGCACAACUGAAGGGCAGACCUUUUGUGACCCCAAAGCAGAAGAGGUCAGAGAAGCUUCCCCUGAGACUGGUGAGGUAGAGGAGACCAUGGAAAUAACAAAUUCUGAAGGUGCCCCAAAGACAGAAGAUGGUACAAGCAUCCAAGAUUUUGGUGAGAGAGAAACUAAGACAAGUGACUUUAUUGUUCUCAGGAGUGAGAAACUACUAAUGCAGUUAUCAGCCUGGUGUUAUCCCACUGCUGGGAAAGAUCGGCGAAUCCGCCUUAUUUCUCGACUGGGACAGAAGGCAAUGACUGAAGAUGCUUUUUUGCCAAUGUUGAUGAGCUACCCAAGGGCUCUCGUCUGGGUUAACUUGUCACUCUUGAGAAAGGGGAACCCUGAAUUACAUGCCAUGAUCUGCAUCCCAACAGAAGAUGACUUGCUGCAUCUAAGCAAAGACAAACUCUUCUGUGGUCCACAGGAACCCAAACAUCGUGACAUAUUCAAGGACAAGGUUCAGAAGCAAAAAGAGAAGAAGAAGAAGAAAAAGGAUAAUGUGAAGUCUCUAGAGAGUGACCUUCCAGGCAUUCCAGAUGAAGAAGCAACUGAGGACCAUGAAGAUCCCAUACUUGGUCUUUGGUCAGAUGCUCUCCCAGAUGUUACUUCCCACUGCUCCAGGACUGUCUUGGGGUAUGUCACUCGAGGGGAUUUUUCAUUGGCUGCAGGCUGUGGAGAAGCACUGGGUUUUGUUAGCUUGACUGGGUUAAUUUAUAUGUUACACAACCAGCCAGCAGAUAAAAAAGGGCUUGUUUUGUUAAGGACUCCAGCAUCUCUGCAGUACAGAUUUGCAAGACUUAAUAUUGAAGUUUAAGUAUCAUUGCAGUGCAGUAGAAUGCCAAAAAUACCAAAGAAUUCUGUUUUGUAUUCUGUGGCCUUUCUGACUUGUCUCAAAUUUGAGGUUAUUCUGAGCCCAAACAGCUCUAAGAUUAUGAAAUAAUUAAAAAGCUUUUUAGCAUUAUUCAAGAAAAUAACUAAUGCAUAAACAGAUUAGAAUUACUUUUGAUGUCUGCAUUGCUAAGGAUUUUUAAGAGAUCAUUAUCAUGAUCUUCUUUAUCUCUAAAGAAGCAUAUUCUUCAUUUUUUUCUCCUCAAAGCAGUGGAUGCUAUAACAAUGUACAGGAAAUCAUCAUUUUCAUUUUAGAAGUCUUUGCUCAGAUGGACUGUAACUUUACAGUGCACUUUCACAUGUAACUGCAUGCAAUCUGAUCCAGUGUAUAUAGCGAGUGGCUUUCCUGAUUCCUCGUAUCUGAGUACAUGUGGCUGCAGUGCAGCAGAGCUGCGUAGAGAAACCUGGUACAGAAAGCUGAAUGCUUAAAUGAAAUGCAAAUAAAAUAUAGCCCAGCUAUGUAAUUUUGAAUUAUAGCAACUGGAGCUUUUAAACUGGAAGCGUAUCAGUCUGUCUCCCUAGUCUGAAACAUAAUAAGCCUUUCAGAUGCAAAUUGCUAGUGGUGGGUCAGCAUACAUUUUCUGUUAAUAAUAGGGGAUAUUUUUGUUCCUUAAAACAUGAAUUUAUUUUUGUAUGGAAUGCGUUAGAAUUGAAGGUUUCUUCAUGUUACAGUACGGUUCAUGAAUAUUGUUCAAACAAUCAUAAAACUUGUAAAAUAUGCUGGGGGUAAAGAGAGAAAGGUGUUUGAUUUGCCUGGGACAGUGUGGGUAGGUUGCUUGUGUUUGGUAUUUUGUUGGGGUUUUUUUUUAAAAAUAGCCUUAAGCAUCUAGCCAUUCCUGAGUUACGGAACUUGAAAAGGAGUUUACAGUAAUACACUGUAGUUUAGUAGCAGCAUGAUACAAAUAUAUGUCAGUUGGUAAAAUUAUCCUGAAAUGAUCAUGUACAAAUAAAAAUGUAAUGUAUUCUUGAGUCAGUAGUCUAUUGACAAAGUUUGAUUCUUAGAGAAAAUAAACAUGGAUUAGUUAA
Messenger RNA from Corvus hawaiiensis (hawaiian crow), 4249 nucleotides. It is a transcript of the gene POP1, whose product is annotated as POP1 homolog, ribonuclease P/MRP subunit. The transcript is spliced from 15 exons. The coding region runs from base 126 to 3149 and encodes 1007 amino acids. Gene Ontology annotation, biological process: tRNA 5'-leader removal. Gene Ontology annotation, cellular component: ribonuclease MRP complex; nucleolar ribonuclease P complex. Lineage: Eukaryota; Metazoa; Chordata; Aves; Passeriformes; Corvidae. The record is from RefSeq and is a predicted model, not a curated record.